AACGACUUGUAUUUUCAAUAAUAUAACUAUCGUAUCUUUUUUGUCAUAAAUCCAACAAUCAUAUCAUUUUUCAUUUAUGAUUCUAUAGGAUGGCAACCGGUCAGAUUUUCUCAAAUUUUGUGCACAAGUUCUUAAUUCUAAACUCAAUUAUUAUAGUGAUAUAAUUUCAAACUUUAAGCUAAUCUUGACAUUUGAUCUACCAACUCUUAUACUUGAUCCCACCCUAUUAAUGGUGUCCAAAACCUUUUCUAUUAGAAUCAAUUUUGGUCAAAUACAGUUGGGUGGGAUAAUUUUACCAUGAAGUUCCAUUGGGUUCCAUCUUAAAUGAAUUACACAUUUGCCCAUGAUUGCAAGAUCUAAUUCUUUUGGGUGGUUAACCUAUUUACAGGGUUGUGAUGCAUCUAUACUCAUUGACUCAACACAGACUACGCAAUCGGAAAAAGAUGCCGGCCCGAACCAAUCUGUUCGAGGAUUCGACCUCAUUGAUGAGGCCAAGUCAAACCUUGAGGCUGCCUGCCCUGGAACCGUCUCCUGCGCCGACAUCAUAACCCUGGCAACUCGAGACUCGGUAGUCCUAGCCGGUGCGCCCAACUACACGGUCCCAACCGGAAGACGUGACGGUUUGGUCUCCAACCCGAACCUCGUGAACUUGCCAGGCCCAUCCCUUUCUGUCUCACAAGCACUCCAAUUCUUCACAGCCAAAAAACUCACUCUCAAUGACAUGGUCACCCUUUUGGGUGCACACACUGUUGGUGUUGCUCAUUGUGGGUUUUUCCAGAAUCGGCUUUCUAAUUUCCAAGGAUCAGGCAAACCCGACCCAACAAUGGACCCAACCCUAGUUUCUAAGUUGUUCAAGCUUUGUGGGACCCAAUCGAGGCCUUUGAGUCAGGACCCAACUGCAUUUUUAGAUCAAAACACGUCUUUCAUAUUCGAUAAUGAGUUCUACAAUCAAAUUAAGUUGAAGAGAGGUGUAAUGCAGAUUGAUCAAGAGCUUGCCUUGGAUAAAGCUAGUGCUCCUAUUGUGUCGGGUUUUGCGAGCAAUGGGAUUGGAUUCCUACAAGGUUUUGCAAAGGCCAUUGUGAAGAUGGGGGGAAUUGAAGUUCUUGUUGGAAAUGCAGGUGAAAUUAGAAAGAAUUGUAGGGCUUUCAAUUGAGGAAAGCAAAAGAAAUCCAUCGCCAAGUUCAGAAAUUCCCUUAUUUUUGUGCUCCAAACAUCAACGGAUUAUUUUUCAAAUUACCAACAUUUAGUUCCUAUAUUGAAGUUUGUUUCUUCAAAGUCCAAAAAGACUUAUGUUUGAGCGUGCCUAGUGUAUUCAAUUGAAUUGAUGAAUAUAAACUUUCCAUAAUAAUCUAAGGAUUAAUUGUUCUUUAUAA
Molecule: messenger RNA, 1373 nt
Organism: Camellia sinensis
Lineage: Eukaryota; Viridiplantae; Streptophyta; Magnoliopsida; Ericales; Theaceae
Source: RefSeq, a predicted model, not a curated record